GCCCUGGCCAGGCCUGGACGGCAGCAGCAACGUGCUGGCUGGACAGCUGCGGGGCGUCCCCGUGGCCGGCACCCUGGCCCACUCCUUCAUCACGUCCUUCUCAGGAGCCGAGGUGCCCCCUGAUCCGGUGCUGGCGCCGGCUGCUGGCCAGGGCCCCGGCAUGGACCUGCCCCGGCGCGUGCAGGUGUGGCUGGAGCGCGUGUGCGCCCACCUGGGGCUGGGCCCGCGGGAGCCGCAGCAGGGGGAGCGGGCGGCCUUCGUGGCCUACGCCCUGGCCUUUCCCCGGGCCUUCCAGGGCCUGCUGGACACCUACAGCGUGCACAGGAGUGGUCUCCCCAACUUCUUGGCGGUGGCCCUGGCGCUGGGGGAGCUGGGCUACCGGGCAGUGGGCGUGAGGCUGGACAGCGGCGACCUGCUCCGGCAGGCCCAGGAGGUCCGCGGCGUCUUCCGGGUGGCGCUGUCUGAGAAGCUGCAGGCGCUGGUGGGCAGACUGGGGGGCACCCCGCCGCCCUGA
Messenger RNA from Condylura cristata (star-nosed mole), 514 nucleotides. It is a transcript of the gene NAPRT, whose product is annotated as nicotinate phosphoribosyltransferase. Lineage: Eukaryota; Metazoa; Chordata; Mammalia; Eulipotyphla; Talpidae. The record is from RefSeq and is a predicted model, not a curated record. The transcript is spliced from 4 exons. Bases 161 to 514 code for a protein of 117 amino acids. Gene Ontology annotation, biological process: NAD+ biosynthetic process. Gene Ontology annotation, molecular function: nicotinate phosphoribosyltransferase activity.